Messenger RNA from Telopea speciosissima, 1115 nucleotides. Its product is annotated as protein unc-50 homolog. The coding region runs from base 125 to 871 and encodes 248 amino acids. NCBI's taxonomy places the organism in Eukaryota, Viridiplantae, Streptophyta, Magnoliopsida, Proteales, Proteaceae. Gene Ontology annotation, cellular component: Golgi membrane. The transcript is spliced from 10 exons. The record is from RefSeq and is a predicted model, not a curated record.
AGAGAAUCUGCGUUCGGUAGCCGUCGUUGGCAUUCGGAAUUUGGAAUCGAAAGAGGGGUAGUUACCGUAGUAGCAGAAGCUGACAUAUCUCGGCGUUGGAGGUGAGGGACGAUACAGGACAGGCAUGCUGCCCACCGUUUCAAAAGGGCGAUUGCCCUCCAGCGGGCGCCACAAUCCCGUGCUUCCUCAAUACCUCAGGAGAAUAGUCAAGUGGCAACAAAUGGAUAUUGAAUACACUUUCUGGCAAAUGUUUCAUCUCUGUACCUCUCCAAAAGUUGUCUAUCAGCAUACUAAGUACCAUAAGCAAACCAAGAACCAGUGGGCACGGGAUGAUCCUGCUUUUGUUGUAAUAUGCAGUUUGCUCUUGGUAGUUGCGACUUCUGCAUAUUGUGUAGCGUAUGAUCGUAAUGUGGCUCAUGCUGUUUUCACAGUUAUCUCUGUCCUGGUUUUUCAUUUCUUGAUUACUGGAGUAAUACUGGCGACUUCUUGUUGGUUCUUGACAAAUGCUUAUCUUCGUGAGGAGGUCGCAAAUAGUCAUGCGGUUGAGCAGCGGGUUGAAUGGCUGUAUGCGUUUGAUGUGCACUGCAACUCGUUCUUCCCACUGUUCAUUAUGCUUUACGUGAUCCAUUAUUUUUUAUCACCAGUCUUGGUUGCACAUGGUUUCAUUCCGGUGUUGCUAUCAAAUUUGUUUUUCAUGGUGGCUGUUUCAUAUUACCACUACCUCAACUUUUUAGGAUAUGAUGUACUGCCCUUUUUGGACAAAACUACCUUUUUCUUGCUCCCGAUUGGCCUUGUCAUUAUUCUUUGCCCUAUCUUGAUUCUCAGUGGCUUCAACCCAACAAGAUACGUUAUGAGCAUCUAUUUCAGUUAACAACUUUGAUGUUGGUGGUAACCCAACAAAGCAUACUGUGAGUGAUGGCUGACACACGUGACUUGGACUGCGGAGUUGGGGUCGCUUUGCUUUCAUGGGAAAUUUAAUUGAUUUUUUUACGUGUAAAAGGGGAAGAACUACAUCAAAAUUACCUAUAAAUCGUUACUUAAUAUUUGAAUCUAUUAGAGUUUGAGCCACAUUGUAGCAUAUGAAGAACAACCAAUAUAUGUUACCCAUUUAGCCC